AUGGGAACCAUUGAUGAAUUUAUGAAGAAAACAACUGAUUUGGUCCACUUGAAACUUUCGAGGGCAACUUUUGACAUUGAGCUUUCGCAUCAGCGCACCAAUAAUCUCGUGCAUGUGACAUCUACAACUUCAAUGGAACCAUCAAAUUCCCAGGAAAACUCAGAAAUAAGGCAAGGUGCAAAUAUUACAUCCACUCACUACUCUGUUCGGCCUGAAAUGCAAUUUUAUGUAACUAUUGGUGUAGUCAAGUAUAACGGGCAUGUCAUAGAGAGCAGGAAUGAUGGACUAUUGAACAGAGAAGUCGUCUGGAAACAUGGGAUGUAUAACCAAAAUUUCACUAUAAUAUCAAGGUAUAAUGAUGGUAUGAGUGUGGAGGAUAAAUAUAACUUUACGUAUGAUGGUGAAGUUGAACUGGAGUAG
Theileria equi strain WA is the source of this 420-nucleotide messenger RNA. RefSeq lists its product as hypothetical. The record is from RefSeq and is a predicted model, not a curated record. The transcript has a single exon. Bases 1 to 420 code for a protein of 139 amino acids. Lineage: Eukaryota; Apicomplexa; Aconoidasida; Piroplasmida; Theileriidae.